Messenger RNA from Diospyros lotus (date-plum), 2308 nucleotides. Its product is annotated as wall-associated receptor kinase-like 20. Gene Ontology annotation, biological process: cell surface receptor signaling pathway; protein phosphorylation. The record is from RefSeq and is a predicted model, not a curated record. Gene Ontology annotation, cellular component: plasma membrane. The transcript is spliced from 4 exons. Bases 180 to 2063 code for a protein of 627 amino acids. Gene Ontology annotation, molecular function: protein serine/threonine kinase activity; ATP binding. NCBI's taxonomy places the organism in Eukaryota, Viridiplantae, Streptophyta, Magnoliopsida, Ericales, Ebenaceae.
GGGAGAGAGAGACAAAGGGAGAGAGAGAAGAUAUUGGGCAUUUAGAUCAUUUAUUGGAGGGCAAAAUAGAUACUUUGAUUGCCAAGUGUUUCCGUAUACAAAUAGUAUGAUUCUAUAUUUAUAAACGAUCACUUCCAAGCUCUAACCUUUCGUCUCCCAUCCCACGCCUGACGUCUCCAAUGGCAAAGGCGGCCACCUCCAACCUGCUGCUACUCACGGCGGUGUUGCUAACUUGGGCAGGCUCCACCGCCUCCGUGAAGCGGUGCCCCGACUGCGGCACCACCCCAGUCCCUUACCCGCUCAGCACCGGCCCCGACUGCGGCGACCAGACGUACAAAAUCCGCUGCGACGCCAGCGCACUGAAGUUCGACACCCUCAACAACACCUACGCUAUCGCUUCCGUCACCGCCGAUACCCAACGGUUCGUGAUCCGGCCAGCGAACUUCAUCCCCAAUACCUGCGUAACGGAGGAUCUCUCCACCCUAGGCGUCCAGAUGAACGGCUCCCUGCCCUUCAACAUCACCAGCAGCAACACCAUCUUGUACCUCAACUGCACCAACUCAAUCCUCAACUCGCCCCUGGACUGCUCUGUGGCGAACCUCUGCCACGUCUACGUCAACGCCACGGCAGAGGCGGCGCCGUGCAGAAGCUCGCCCAUUUGCUGCACGUUCCGAGCGGGAGGGUCCUCGACUUCGUACAUGAUCCGGCUCCGGGAGGCGGGUUGUCGGGCGUACCGGAGUUUCGUGCACUUGGACGCGAAUUUGUCAGUGACCCGCUGGCCGGAGCCGGGGUUGGAGAUACAGUGGACCUCGCCGCCAGAACCGGUGUGCGUGGCUCAGGCGGAUUGUGAUUCGACGUCGACGUGUGGGCCCGACCCGGGAGGGAAUGGAUUGAGGAGGUGUUUUUGUAAUCAGGAUCUUCAUUGGGACCCGAUUGCGGGAGCGUGUGCUGAGCCUGAGAAUGUGACGUGUCAAGAUCCUGAUGGUUGUGGAUCAACCGACCGAGCCUCACUCAUUGCAGGAUUGGCGGCGGGCCUGGGCGCGGCCGCUGUUGCUGCGUCUAUCGGCUUAUUGCUGUACAAGCGCCACCGGCUCAUAAAAGAAGUGCAAGAGCGGUUGGCUCGAGAGAGGGAGGAGAUACUGAACGUCGGCGGAGGCAAGUCGGCAAAAAUAUUCAGCGGGAAGGAGAUGAAGAGAGCCACCAACAACUUCUCCAGGGACCGAAUCCUCGGCGCCGGCGGCUACGGCGAGGUCUACAGGGGAGUUCUAGGCGACGGCACGCUGAUCGCCGUGAAGUGCGCCAAGGUCGGCAACACCAAGAGCACCGAACAAGUCCUCAACGAAGUCCGCAUCCUCUGCCAGGUGAACCACCGUGGCCUGGUCCAUCUGUUGGGUUGCUGCGUGGAGCUGGAGCAACCGCUAUUGGUCUACGAGUACAUACCCAACGGAGCCCUCUCCGACAACCUCCGAGGCCCAAAUCGGCGCCGACUCUCCUGGAGCGACCGACUCAGCAUUGCCCGCGCCACCGCAGAAGGACUCGCUUACCUCCACUUCUCCGCCGUGCCGCCCAUCUACCACCGCGACGUGAAGUCGAGCAACAUCCUGCUCGACGAGAAGCUGAACGCCAAGGUUUCCGAUUUCGGACUUUCCCGACUGGCCCACACCGAUCUCAGCCACAUAUCGACCUGCGCUCAGGGGACGUUGGGUUACUUGGAUCCAGAAUACUACAGGAACUACCAGUUGACGGAUAAGAGCGACGUUUACAGCUUCGGGGUGGUGCUUUUGGAGCUGUUGACGUCGCAGAAGGCGAUAGAUUUCAACAGGGCGGCGGAUGAUGUGAACUUGGCGGUGUACGUGCAGAGGAUGGUGGGGGAAGAGAGGAUGAUGGAGGUGGUGGAUCCGAUGCUGAAGGAGGGGGCGAGUGGGUUGGAGUUGGAGACGAUGAAGGCGGUGGGGUUCCUGGCGAUGGGGUGCUUGGAGGAGCGGAGGCAGAACCGGCCGUCCAUGAAGGAGGUGGCGGAGGAGAUCGACUACAUCAUCAGCGUAGCAGGGGCCAAAGGAUGAGGAGAUUCACUAGUAUUAGUAUGGUUUUUUGAAGUGGUUUUGGUGAUCAGUUUUUUAGCUUUUAAUUAAUUAACAGUUUUUUCCAACCUUAUUAUAUCAGACCUUUACUACUAUUUGUAAUAUGAACGUAUGGCCAUUUGUAAGUGUUAGAACAGAGAGACAGAGAUGUAAAAAAAUGCUUCCUCAUUCAUGGAUCUCAGCCAAUUAAAUACCUAAAACUAAUACAUCACCUAAUUACCCUGCAC